AUGUGCUGCCGCUUCUGUCACCGCUGGCAACCGCCCUGUGCACUGGGGCUGUUGCUGCUGCUGCUGCUGCCCCUUGUCCUUGUAUCUCCCCUGGCAGCAACCACAGCGGUCCCAGGCCGCUGUGACACCAUAUACCAGGGCUUUGCCGAGUGUCUCAUCCGCUUGGGGGACAGCAUGGGCCGCGGAGGUGAGCUGGAGAGUGUCUGCAGGUCUUGGAAUGAUUUCCACACCUGUGCCUCGCAAGUGCUGUUGGGCUGCCCUGAGGAGGCCGCCGCUGUGUGGGAGUCACUACAGCAAGAAGCUCGCCGGGCCCCACACCCAGAUAAUUUGCACACUCUGUGCGGCACCCCUGUACGCCUUCAGGAGCGCGGGGCGGGCCCAGAGACCAACCAGGAGACGCUGCGGGCAACAGCGCCAGCACCCACUCGGGUCCCCGAGCCCCCUCUGCUGGCAGCUGCUUUGGCACUCGCCUGCCUCCUGGGUCCUCUGGCCUAG
Lipotes vexillifer (Yangtze River dolphin) is the source of this 495-nucleotide messenger RNA. RefSeq names its product neuritin 1 like (gene NRN1L). NCBI's taxonomy places the organism in Eukaryota, Metazoa, Chordata, Mammalia, Artiodactyla, Lipotidae. The coding region runs from base 1 to 495 and encodes 164 amino acids. The transcript is spliced from 3 exons. The record is from RefSeq and is a predicted model, not a curated record. Gene Ontology annotation, biological process: nervous system development; neuron projection extension. Gene Ontology annotation, cellular component: plasma membrane.